Molecule: messenger RNA, 4271 nt
Organism: Trichogramma pretiosum
Lineage: Eukaryota; Metazoa; Arthropoda; Insecta; Hymenoptera; Trichogrammatidae
Product: putative ankyrin repeat protein RF_0381
Exons: 3
Coding region: 934-2973 (679 amino acids)
Molecular function (GO): protein binding
Source: RefSeq, a predicted model, not a curated record
GCGUGUGCAAAUACAUCCUAUAUAAGUGUACGCGAGCGACUGCGGCAUUGGCAGACCAUCGCGUCACUCUUUAAAUACUCGGCCGCAUCUCGCCACGCGCGCGCCUUGUUUGUGUGUAAAUGUGCUGCUGCUGCUGUUCUUUCUGCUGUUUCUGCUGCAGUCGCAGUCGCAGUCGCUCUCGUUAUAUAUACGUGCUCUGCAAUAAUAAGUGUAUACCGUGGCGUUUAGUUACUUUGUGUAGCGCAUGCAGAUUCGCGCCGCGCCAACGACGCGAGUCUCCGCGAUCUAUCCAUACGAUAUAGCACAAGUUGCCAGUGUCUGUGUGUAUGUGUGCAAGAGCUCGGAGCGAGCAUUAUAUUAUAGGUACGUACGGCGCGCUGCAAGCUCGCGCCGCUGCUGCAGUCUGCAAUCGACGCCGCGCUGCGCUGCACACGGCGCGCGCGCGGACGACGCCUCCUCGACGAGCUAGCUCCGACCGACUGAUUUUACACCUUGUGUUCCGACCCGCGCUCAGCUCUCGCAUAUACGUAUACCUACCUACCUGCUGUCUGCGCUCGUGCCAUGUAGAGGACUCGCCACCUUCUGUCGUCGUCCGUGUCAACGGCCCACCACGGCUGCUGCUGCUGUCGCUGCUCGAGCCGGCUUACGACGACACCUUGAGAGUUUGUCGUUUUUUUUUUACAGGUCAAGUGGACUUCGUCGCUAUGAUCAAAUUCCCGACCAACUCAAAGUCGACGGAAUGAUUGUUUUCAAUCGGUCGAUAGCGAAAUUUGUAACGUCGAACAAUAAAUAUAAACUGCCACGAAGAAAAUCGUAGAUAUCGUUUAAGCGUCGAUUUAGUCGACCGUUUUUUUCUCCAAAAAUAUGGAUGUUGAAUUUAAUAAACCGUAAGAAGAAAUAAAAUAUUCAGCGUUGAGAAAAGUCAGAAAAAUCAUGGACGUAGUUAUGGACUUUGAUAUAAACGAAGUCAUACGAAAGGGAAAGCUUGAUAAGCUAAAAAAAUUUAUAGCCCUCGUUGGAUUAUCCCAUGCUAAAACGUGGCAGGGAGGAUACACGCUGCUGUACUGGGCAUUAGCCUACAAUCAAACGACUAUUGCCAAAUGGCUCUUGGCUCAAGAUUGCCAGGUGAAUCCAGAAAAUCAGAAAUUUUCUCAAAGAACGGCUCUACAUCUGGCCGUUGUGAUAGGCAAAGCCGAAAUAGUCAAGACGCUGUUGAAAAAAGGAGCCUCGGUGAGAGUCAGCAACGACCGCUUGGAGACUCCUCUGCACAUAAGCUGCAAAAAGCAGAAACCCGAGGCUCUUUUGAGAAAUGACAUUUUAACGAUAAUAAGGCUGCUUCUGAAGCACGGAGCUCCCGUCAAUGCCAAAGGAGGGCUGUGCGAAGAAACGCCGCUGCUCUUCGCGGUGAAAAAUAAACAGCAGAGCGGCAAAAUAGUCAAGCUGCUUCUUAGUAACGGAGCGAACGUGAACGAUUGCGACAUGUACAGAAAAACAGCUCUGCACAUUGCGGUGGAAAAUGGGGACAAAAAAAUGAUCAAACUGCUGCUGGAUCACAAAGCCGAGGUCAAUGUGAAAAACUGCAACGGAAGGACUCCGUUGCACUUGGCGGUUCGAGGAGGCAACAACGAAAUCGCUCGGAUGCUGCUUCUCAACGGAGCCGACGUCAACGACAUAAUUUGCGACCUCGACGAAAAUCGUUGGACUCCGCUGCAUCUCGCCGUUAAGAACAAGGACGAAAAAAUGGUCAAAGUUUUAUUGGAGUACAAUGCCUACGUGAACGCCAAAGAGGACCAUUACCGCACUCCGUUGCACAUCGCCUCGAUCAGCAAGUGUCAAGAAAUAGCGAAGAUACUUUUGAACGCCGGAGCCGAUAUAAGCGACGUCGACAAAUUGGGUCAGACGCCGCUGCAUCUGGCCAUCAAGAUCGACGACGAAAAAAUGGUGGAAUUUCUGCUGGCGCACGGGGCCAGUGUGUUCGCUCGUCGCAAGGACGGAAAAAACUGUCUGCACUUCGCCUCGGAGAUCAGAUCGGCCAACAUCGCCAAGAUCCUGCUGAAGCGCGGGGUCGACAUGCACGACACCACUCACGACGGGCGCACGGUGCUUCACUUCGCUGCGAAAAAGGGGGCCAAGGAGCCGAUCGAGCUGUUCCUGCAGCUGGGCAUGGACGUGGACCUGAGGACGCGAGUGGACGGCUUCACGCCGCUCUACUACGCCGUGAAGAAGCGCCACGCGCAGGUGGCCGAGUACCUGCUCUAUCACGGGGCGGACAUCAACGCGCCCGUGAAGAUCUACCAGACUCUGCUGCGGGUCGCCGUGUACGACAUGAACAAGGACAUGGUGGAGCUGCUGCUGAACUGGAACGCGGACAUCAACGCCCAGGACCAGGACGACGAGCCGCCCCUCAUCAUCGCCACGGACAGUCCGCGUUACGAGGACAUACCGGGCUCCGAGAUAAUGCACGUCAUCACCGACUGCCUCAUCAUGAACCUGGCCAAGAACGUCGUACAGAACAAUCCGGUGAGCGAGCAGAAUCUCGAUCUGAUCAAGCACCAUCGGCAUCCGCGCAUCAAGUACCUCUACGACAAGUACAUGAGCGAGCUCAUCAACAUGAAGGAGAAGAAGCUUUACGAGAAUAUAUCCUACUUCGAUAUCUUGACCAAGAGUACAAAUGUUAUGGUUUCGUACGCACGGAAUGUUAAUAUCACCAGUGCCUUCGAAUCUAGCGACUACGCCAAUGCCUUUCCUUCCUACUCAUCCAUGAUGUACAAAAAUUACGAGAGAGGCAAGGUGAAGAAGCAGCUGCUCGACCUGGCCGGCUCGACGCUGCAGUUUCUCUUUAGACAUUUUAAUGAUCCACAAGUGCCGCUCGAGCUGCCUUACGUAGUGAACAGACAAAUACUAACGUACUUCAACUUGAAAGAUUUGAGAAUCUUAUCUGCGGUCUGCCAGCCAUCUCCAUUAAAAAAAUAAGCACUUGACUUUCACUACAUAGGCACGAAGAAGCGCGUAUAUAUAAUACUUAUAGCAUUACCUGCGUUGAUAAUUUCCAUUUAUCAUACACUUUGCUCGCGAAAGUAUUGAAUUAUUACAAGUACAUGUUAAAUUAAAUAUAUCAUGCAUCAACAUCAAAUCGUUGGCAAGAAAAACAAGCAUUAAUAUACUUCGAUGAAACAUAUGGCUUGAAAAUUAACAAGUUUAAUGUGUAUAUUGUGAUACAAUUAGGAUUCUUUUUGCAAUUUUAUAAAUAUAUUUAGGAACUUUAUCAACUUUUAAACCGAUUUUAGGCCUAAGGUAUUUUUUUACAUUAGUGUUUUCUAAUCAAGUCCGUAUUCGUAAGAAUUAAUAAUUAAUAUAUUAUAUACAUCAGCGUAUAUUAUUACGUUAUAAAUGUAUUUACAUGUUGGAUAUUGUUGUACGUUGUGUAAAAAUUUAAGAAAGAAAAAAAAAUUAGUCCAUUGAUUGGCGACUAUCGCGAGUAUUAGCGCGACUCUCUCUCUCUCUCCCAAAGAUGUAUGUGUCGGUACGUCAAAACGUACAUGUAGCCUGAAUGAACGUAUAUAAUACAUAAGAUACAGAAAAAAAGGGCACGCGCAAGCACGACGAGUAAAGAGAGACGAACGAAGAAUGCAGACGCGGAUCCGAGACGCGCGCGUGAAAUCAGAUCUGUUUGUUAUGUUGCUACUAUUCUCCGCCACGAGAGAGAGUGACGUCCAGCUCCGCAUCCUCGCGGUGACCUAUCGUUAACCUCCGCCAAAGAGCUCUGCUGUAUAAUCUUUGCGGGUAAUGUAGCUGAUAACGCGCAAGUGUACGUGCACUUAGCGUUCGAGGAGCGAUGCAGUCUCGGCUGCGUUGUAAAUUUUCACCUGGAACACGUUGCUCCGCGAAAUAUACCCAUUGUUACCGAUACCGAUUUUGUUCUCGUUUCGCGAACUUUGCCGCACGAGUCGCGCCCGGAAAUUCGCUUACCCACUUUCCACUUUAUUGUCUACAUUUGUACUUAUUUUACUUAUGGAAUUAAUUGUUCUGUAAUCUCGUACGAGCGUUGUUACUAACUUUUGUUCCGUCAUGGGUAUUUUUUCGUACGAGUUUGCGAUAAAUAUAUCUCGGGUUAGCGAAACAUUCGAAAAUGUUAGACUGACGGGCCCGCGACAGCGUUUUGGUCAUUGGUAAAUAAUAAACCGGCCGAAAAUCACUUUACCGAUUAUAGCUGCUGCAACCAAAUCGUAGGUAUGUCGUUAUAAGAGAUAUAAAAUGUGUUAUUCAUAAGU